Molecule: messenger RNA, 1058 nt
Organism: Spodoptera litura
Lineage: Eukaryota; Metazoa; Arthropoda; Insecta; Lepidoptera; Noctuidae
Biological process (GO): regulation of transcription by RNA polymerase II
Cellular component (GO): transcription regulator complex; nucleus
Molecular function (GO): DNA binding
Source: RefSeq, a predicted model, not a curated record
AGGCGAGUCGACGACACGCGUCACCGACCAGUGUACGCCAUGAUGUUCAACGACAACCACGAUAUAACACUCAUUCGCCUUGUCAAACAAAACCCUGUGCUAUACGACACAAGCCAUGAGAAAUACAUGGAAUUUAACUCACGAGAAGUCGCCUGGCAAAAGAUAGGCGACGCCUUAAAAAAACCCGCUGCCGACUGCAAAUUACGAUGGGUCAACAUAAGAGAUGUACACAGAAGAAUACUACGAAAAAAAUUAAUGGACCCGACGAACCCAUCGAAGUCAUACAAAUAUGAGAGCGAACUUACUUUCAUGAAACCUUUCUACAAAGACAUUAAUUUUGUCCAAACAGGACUGAAUGAUGAAGAGGAAGAUGAAAGAGGACCCAACUCCUGGGUCGACCCACCCGAAGAAGAACAUCAACGCAGCGAUGAAGAUUCAGACGUACCAAAGAAGAAAAUUAAAACUAGAAAGAAAAGGUCCAAGAGGAAACAGGAACCGCAUUUCGAAGAGGUUACUCACACGGUCCCUAUGUUUAAUGAAAGUAUGACCACAGAGUUAGACGCGUCAGAUUCUGUGGACGCGUUCUUACUGAGUAUCGGAUCCACAUUGAAGACUUUUUCUCCAUAUCAUUUGAAUUUAGCAAAGAGCAAGAUUUUCGCAGUAGUUCAAGAUCAUGAUUUACAGCAGAUUGUAGAACGUCAGAAACCUUCGACUGAAGGGUCUGAAAUUAAAAUUGCAACUACACAAAGUUACUAUUCAGGAUAGAACUUAAUAUCCUGAAAUCAACCUUAUGUUGUAAAAUACAAAAGUUAUUUUCGUAUUCAGAUUCCUACUAAAGUAAAUACAUUCUGAAAUGUUGAUUAUUUUUUGUUCUCUCAAAGAGUACGUUUAUUUUACUUAGUAUUGUGAAUUUAAAUUAUGAGUUGUGUUAUAAUUUAUUUAGGUAUUUAUGAUAUUAUAAGUGUAAUAAUAAGUUUUUUCCUGUUACGUGGAACAAGUGACUUAAUAACAUUUAGAUAAUAAUUCGUGAUUUUGUUGCAAAUAAAGCAUUUAAUAAU